CACAUCAAAGAAGUAGUAGAGGACGAAGAAGAAGCAGAGAAUUAAAAAUAAUAAUAAUAAUAAUAAUAUUGGCGCAUGCGUGAACACGUCUUUGCCCUUGUUUUUACACCGUUCAGCAGACACAUGGUAUCCUAUCGAUUACUUCCGACGACGGUGUUCGGGCGUUAGACAGCUGUUUGUCGAUAUGAACCGAGGAUUGCUUAUAUGCUUACGUGGCAAAGACUUGCUGAGAAAAUCCACUCGGGCGGUUCAACAUAAAAUCAUUCGCCACUACAACUGUGAAGCAGAAAGUGAAAUAAAGCGGUUUAUUGCAGAAAAUACUGAGAUAGUCAGAGAUCAAAGUUUAACACCAGAGAUCUCUUUAAGACUAUUUACAGUGAAAUGUCGCUUCUGGACGGAGAGACCAGAGCUCUGGCCAUUUCCUGAUCCCUUUUGGGCAAUAUACUGGCCUGGGGGACAGGCACUGGCCAGGCAUCUUCUAAACAACCCAGAGCUGUCUGCAGGUAGAAAAGUGUUGGAUCUGGGAUGUGGCUGCGGUGCAUCUGCUAUUGCUGCUAAACUUAGUGGGGCUGCUCAUGUUGUAGCCAAUGACACUGAUCCAGUUGCUGCUAUUGCCACAAAGAUGAACUGUGAGCUGAAUGGUUUAGAGCCUUUGCCCUGCGUGACUGAGAACCUGAUUGGAUCAGAACCUGAGAACUGGGACCUCAUUUUACUGGGAGACAUGUUCUAUGAGGAGACACUUAUCGACAGCUUACAUAAUUGGCUGAACAAAUGUGUAAAACUGCAGAGAACACAGAUCCUUAUUGGAGACCCAGGAAGAGCUCAGUUUGAGAGCCAUGAAAUCAAGAAACUGUUGUAUGAAGAGGCUCAGUUUGAUUUACCAGACUCAGUUCGGGAGGAAAAUUAUGGACUUACAAAUAGCACAGUGUGGAGCUACAGACCUGAAAACUAGUUGAGUUUAAAUUAAAAUAAAAAUAUCUGUAUAUUACUAUCUAAUCCUUUAAAGUAAUGUAAUAAGAAUUUUAUUAUAUUAUUAUAUUAUUUUUGGAAAGCAGUUUGUAAAAUGUUCACUAUUUCUUGUAUGAAUGAAGUUCUUUUCUGCAAGAGUGCUUUCUGUAAAACUGCACUUGAGUUCCUUCAAGAAAUUGGUAGAGUAAGAGCCAUUAAAAUAAAUAAAAUAAAAAAUCAUUCUUUAAUUUGGAGAAGAUGCAAUACUCUCCCUCCUAUCAGCUCCCACCUGAUAUCUUACCUUUAUUUCCCCCUCGUUCACAUGGCUUUUCCCCCCCUUAUUUCAUUUUUAAAUAUUUGUUAAACAUAACCCUGUUCAUUGAUUGGCUAUGUUGCAAGACUUUGUACUGUAGUGACACAGUAGCCCUACAAUAACCCAAGCUAGCUCAAAUAUUUAACCAUAAAAUACAUUUAAAAAUGACCUUAUAAGACAAAAUAAAUAAAUCAGCCAGAUUCAUGAAGACCGGAGGAGGAGGCGUUUAGUUUAUAACAGUUAACAGUCAAGCAAAACAGCUGGUACCAGGAAUACAAGUACCAUAAACAUGUGACUUGUAUCAAGGUUUCACUGGUUACAGUAUCCGUUCAUACAUUUCAUUGUAUUAAAUUUGCAUGUACAAUUGAAACACCAAACAAGUGGGUCCUUUUGAGAACGAGGAGAAACGGUGAAAGAGAGCUAAACGUGUAA
This is a messenger RNA of Silurus meridionalis, 1693 nucleotides long. RefSeq names its product electron transfer flavoprotein subunit beta lysine methyltransferase (gene etfbkmt). Gene Ontology annotation, molecular function: protein-lysine N-methyltransferase activity. Gene Ontology annotation, cellular component: mitochondrial matrix. The record is from RefSeq and is a predicted model, not a curated record. Lineage: Eukaryota; Metazoa; Chordata; Actinopteri; Siluriformes; Siluridae. Gene Ontology annotation, biological process: peptidyl-lysine trimethylation. The transcript has 3 exons. The coding region runs from base 185 to 952 and encodes 255 amino acids.